GUGCCGGCGCACAAGAUGGCGGCCAUGCAGCCGGGCGGCGGGGCGGUGCGGCGGGUGCGGGCGGUGCUGGGGCACCUGUCGGGCCCGGGCGCGGGCGCUGUGAGGGCCGCUCCGUGCGGGAGCCGCGCCGCGGCCGCCAGCCCCGAGGAUGUGGUGGUGGUGCACGGGCGGAGGACGGCCAUCGGCCGCGCCAAGCGAGGAGGCUUCAAGGAUACCACGCCCGAUGAGCUGCUGUCUGCCGUCAUGACCGCUGUCCUGCAGGACGUCCGCCUGCGGCCUGAGGUGCUGGGGGACAUCUGCGUUGGAAACGUGCUGCAGCCGGGAGCUGGCGCUUUGAUUGCGAGAGUUGCACAGUUCCUAAGUGGUAUCCCAGAGACGGUGCCUUGCUCGAGCGUGAACCGGCAGUGCUCCUCUGGGUUACAGGCCAUUAUCAAUAUAGCUGGUGGCAUCCGAAAUGGGUCGUAUGACAUCGGCAUGGCCUGUGGUGUGGAAACAAUGUCCCUCAGAAGUGGAAAUAAUCCCGGCGAUAUCAGCUCCAGCAUGAUGGAAAACAGCAAAGCUCGCGAUUGCCUUAUUCCUAUGGGAAUAACCUCAGAAAAUGUGGCAGAGAAGUUUGGAAUUUCCCGAAAGAAGCAGGAUGCCUUUGCCUUGGCUUCUCAACAAAAAGCAGCAAAAGCUCAGCAGGCGGGACUGUUUAAAGCUGAGAUUGUUCCAGUGAAGACCACCGUUCUAGAUAACGAAGGCAACCAGAAGACAAUCACUGUGCACCAAGAUGAAGGCAUCAGGCCCUCCACGACCCUGGAAGGUUUGGCAAAGCUGAAGCCUGCCUUCAAGGAGAACGGCAGCACUACAGCAGGUAACGCCAGCCAGGUCAGCGAUGGAGCGGCUGCCGUCCUGCUGGCAAAACGUUCCAAGGCCGUGCAGCUGGGACUGCCCAUCCUGGGAGUGCUCAGGUCCUUUGCUGUGGUUGGAGUACCCCCCGACGUGAUGGGCAUAGGGCCGGCCUACGCCAUCCCUGCGGCUGUGCAGAAGGCGGGUCUGACUCUGAAUGACAUUGAUAUAUUUGAAAUCAAUGAAGCCUUUGCAAGCCAGGCUGUGUACUGCGUUGAGAAGCUGGGCAUUCCCAUGGAGAAGGUCAACCCCCUGGGAGGAGCAAUAGCACUGGGGCACCCCCUGGGCUGCACUGGUGCUCGUCAAGUUGUCACUUUGCUCAACGAAUUGAAGCGUAGAGGGAGAAGAGCGUAUGGCGUCGUAUCCAUGUGCAUUGGAACUGGCAUGGGAGCUGCAGCUGUGUUUGAGUAUCCAGGGAACUAAACUCCAGUGUACUGACAGCCCAACACUGCAGCUCAUUCUCUGCCUUCUCCAGUACUAGCAAAUGAUUUGCACUGCAAAAUCAAGUGGAUUCAGGUUUUUGUUACUAGAUCUGCAAACUUCAGGCACCAAGAGUGAAGUAGAAUAAAUCAUACGGGUCUAAUGAGCGGGUGGGAGAAUGAAAACCAGCACUUGCUUCAGAGCUGAGAAGCAGCCUAACACGAGAAAAGGAAUGAGUUCAGCUGAAGCCCAAAUGCAGGCCCUACGGUGAUGAUUCCUAAUGAGUACUUCCAGUCUAAUUCAUCCCUUUAUUCUGUGAAUACUAUCAGAGUGUAGUGCAGGGCAAAGACUUAACAUUUCCUUGAUAAUCUAACUACCCCUGCCCAAUCCAUCAGAAGCUGGUUAAUGUCUCAAAGCCUCCAUGUGCUGGAGGCUGUGCUUUAGCUUUCUCUAUUUUUGUUUUUCUUCAACUAUGCUGCUCUCAAACUUACCAUGGGAGCAAAGUGGAAGGGCAAGAAAGUCACUUACACAGGAGCAAGGUACAGACAGGCUGUGGGGGUGCCUGAAUGCAAAGGUUCUGAAGAAUUGGAUAGAAACCAGGAGUUUGAAAGUGGGCAUGCCAGCUUUUACAACGUAUUUCUAACUGUGAGCUUGUAUGACUCUAACUUAGAAGACAAGCUUAGGCCUAACGAGUUAUUUUUUUUAUAUAAAGCAGAUUUCAGCACUACACGAACUUCAGCAACAUCUCAGUACUUCAGUGCUAAUACUGAUUUCAUCGUGUAAAAUCUUGCAUUAUCUGUUCUCCCUCUUAGGAACAAAAAGAUCACUGAAAUCCCGAGCUAAUGGAUUGAAAAAGAAAUGCAGUAAUCAUCUUUGACAUAUUAGAAAGAUUAAAUAUGUAAUAGAGUGAG
Molecule: messenger RNA, 2222 nt
Organism: Numida meleagris (helmeted guineafowl)
Lineage: Eukaryota; Metazoa; Chordata; Aves; Galliformes; Numididae
Gene: ACAA1
Product: acetyl-CoA acyltransferase 1
Exons: 12
Coding region: 16-1314 (432 amino acids)
Biological process (GO): phenylacetate catabolic process; fatty acid beta-oxidation
Cellular component (GO): peroxisome
Molecular function (GO): acetyl-CoA C-acyltransferase activity
Source: RefSeq, a predicted model, not a curated record